This is a messenger RNA of Trematomus bernacchii (emerald rockcod), 2775 nucleotides long. RefSeq names its product L3MBTL histone methyl-lysine binding protein 1b (gene l3mbtl1b). Gene Ontology annotation, molecular function: zinc ion binding; protein binding. Gene Ontology annotation, biological process: regulation of DNA-templated transcription. Gene Ontology annotation, cellular component: nucleus. NCBI's taxonomy places the organism in Eukaryota, Metazoa, Chordata, Actinopteri, Perciformes, Nototheniidae. The record is from RefSeq and is a predicted model, not a curated record.
AAGGGGAAAGUGAAGAAAAUAACUCGAGUGACGGAAAACACAAAGUUGGUGAUAUCAGAGGAGUGGGAAUGACCGACACCCCACCCAGUGAUGGCCCCUCCCAGGGAGCUGAGUUUGAUAUGAUGGGUGCCCUGGACUGGAAGGAUGGUAUUGCAACGCUGCCAGGAAGUGACAUCAGGUUCCGCAUGACAGAGUUUGGGACUCUUGAGAUUGUCACAGACCUGGAGGUCAAAGGUCAGAAGCCAGAGCCUAACCGCAAGGCCUUGGACCCAGCACAGUCUCACACGCCCACUCCUCCACCGGAGGGCCAAUCACAGACUGGCACAGCUGCAGCUAAAGCCAAUCAGAGUCAGCCAGGAUCGUCUCAAAGUAAAGCCCCCGGUCCUGUGCUUCUGUCUCUAGAGGAAGGCCCCACUAUGGAGGGCCCCAGUGUGGAGGUUGGUCCCAGUGUGGAGGUUGGCCCUAACGCAGACACGGGCCCAAACGGGGAGCUGUCAAGGUGCCGGGCCUGUGGUGGCCGUGUUCCCCGGGACGCCCUUCUUCAGGGCAAAUUCUGUAGCUCUAUUUGUGCCCAGCCCUCCAGCGGCAGAUCGUCUCCAGCAGAAGCAAGGGAGAGUCAAGCAGUUGAGGGUGAGAGGCUGGGUAAACGUGUGCGCAAAAAGAGGAAAAUCUAUAUGGAUUCUGGUGAUGAAGAGGAAGACAACCAAGAAGAACCAGAGGAAAAGGCCAAGACGACCAAGGGAAGAAGAGGUGCCAAAAUUGCUAAACUGGUGACUGCCCCAGCCAAUAAGAAGCGGGCAUGGAGCUGGCCGGCUUACUUGGAAGAGGAGAGAGCCAUCGCUGCUCCUGUUAAACUAUUCAAAGAGCACCAGACGUUUCCUCAGAGCAGGAACAGUUUUAAGGUGGGGAUGAAGCUGGAGGGGCUGGACCCGUCCCACCCCUCUCUGUUCUGUGUACUAUCUGUUGCAGAGAUCCAAGGCUACAGAGUAAGGCUCCACUUUGAUGGUUACCCAGAAUGCUACGACUUCUGGGCCAAUGCUGACUCGUGGGAUAUGAAACCAGCUGGCUGGUGUGAGAAGAAUGGGCAUAAGUUAUUGUUGCCGAAAGGUUGUAAGGACGGAGACUUUAAUUGGAGCAUGUAUGUGAAGAACUGCAGGGGUCAGCUGGCCCCAAAACACCUUUUCAAAAGCCUCAACACAUCUGUGACUCCAUCUGGAUUCAGAGCAGGGAUGAAGCUGGAGGCGAUCGACAGGAAGAACCCCUCGUUGAUCUGUGUAGCAACCAUUGCUGCUGUUGUGGACAACCGACUGCUCAUUCAUUUUGAUAACUGGGACGACACAUAUGAUUAUUGGUGUGACGCUAGCAGUCCAUAUAUCCAUCCUGUGGGUUACUGUGAAGAGGCUGAGCUAACUCUGACUACCCCAGCUGGUAAGACACAGACCAAGACACACGUGGAAUAUAAGCAACCUAAAGGUUUCUCAUGGGAGAAAUACCUGGAAGAGACGGGCACACAGGCUGCUCCUGCUCGGGCUUUCAAACCGCGACCUCCACAUGGCUUCCAGAUUGGGAUGAAAGUGGAAGCUGUGGAUAGGAGGAACCCCAUGCUCAUCCGUGUUACUACCGUAGUGGACACAGAGGACCACCGACUAAAGAUUCAUUUUGAUGGCUGGAGUUCAGAGUAUGACUAUUGGGUGGAGACGGACUGCCCUGAUCUGCACCCUGUAGGAUGGUGCCAGAAAACAGGACACCCACUGCAAUACCCGAAUGGCUCCACUGAGUUGGUGACCGCCCCGGGACAAGGAUGUCCUACCCCAGGAUGCAACGGGGUUGGCCACAUUAGAGGACCUCGCUAUGGGACACACUACACUGAGGUGAGCUGUCCCUACUCGGAUGUUAAUCUGAACAAAGAGGGCCUGCUGCCAGAUCGCCUCAGCGGAGAACGACCCGUCGCCCUCAGUGGACCUCACCCACGUGGGCGACGUCCGGACUUUCCCACAAACACUACGACGCAGAGCUCCACAACGUCAGAACAGCCCGAGGGAGCUGAAGACCCCCAGAACAGGAAACCGGUGACAGUGGAAGCUGAGCGUUUGGGACGCACCGCUCAGCCGGAGCCAGCAGGUGGCGCCAGCGAGCCGAGCCACAAUGGAACCAGGCCCAAACGAACUGCUCCCGUUCCCAAAUACUUGAAAAUGCACUACGUUAAAGAGGAGAUCGGCCACGGCAAAGCCUCUCCAGAUGCCAUCUCUCUCCAGCAGGCCCUCCACGAGUCAGUGUUCUCCCCCGGCCUCUCCGCCUCCCCCCCUCACCGGGUGGCUCUCUGCUGGGACAAACACUGCCAGCUGCUGCCUGAGGUCCUCGGGCUGACUGCCAAGCGAGUAGCCACUUGGAGCGCUGAGGAGGUCGCCACAUUUGUCAAAGGUUUACCAGGAUGUAAAGAACAUGCUGCUAUAUUUAAAACAGAGCAAAUAGAUGGCGAGUCCUUCCUGCUGCUCACCCAGGCGGACAUCGUCAAGAUUCUGUCCAUCAAGUUAGGGCCCGCCCUCAAGAUCUACAACUCCAUCCUCAUGUUGAAGAACGCAGAUGAAGAGUAGAAACUCCAGAGACUGAAGAGGAGUCGCUCCCUCCUUUCAUCGACACUCGGCUAUGAAGACUUUUGAUCAAAUCAGCUUCAACAGCUUUUGUCUGUGGAGCUCUGCGACAGAGCGGAGCAGCAUCACCAGAGACAGAAGCGGAGGCCAUCAUCUCAGAAAAACGUCCACCCCCCCCCCCCCC